ACUCAUACUCAGCCAGGCUUCUAUUCUUCUUCCUGCACAUCUGCUCAAGAUCAAUGGCACCUCAUCAUCAUUCAGUCAUCAAUCACCCCUGUCAUCCUAAGCAUCCUCUCUCCCUCCUCUCUUCUCCACCCUAUCCUCAAGGAAUUUUUAACUGCGAUGCUUGUAGUCGUCCAGAUAAAGGAUUUUGUUACCAUUGCAAAGAGUGCAAAGUCGAUCUUCAUGUUCAUUGCGCUUCUAUGCCUCUUUCUGUAAACCACAAUUCUCAUCCUCAACACCAUCUUACCCUAACGUAUGAAAUCCUGUAUCCAACCAAAGACUUUUCUUGCGAUAUUUGCAAGAAAUCAGGAUCAAAGUGUUGGAUAUACCGCUGUAAUUCUUGCGCGUUCGAUGCUCAUUUGAAUUGUGCAACGACCGCCGGUUCCACAUCUAUUCAGCGGAGUGUAUCUGUUCAGCAAUCACAGCCUAUGUUUCAACAUCAGGUUUCUGUUCAGCAAUCGCAGCCUAUGUUUCAACAUCAAGUUUCAUUACCGGCUGCAGGUUACAAUCAGCAAACACGUCAAGUAGUGUUUCAAAACCAGAACUCAUUUCCUGGUCCUGCACAGGCACGGAACAAACCUGCACCAACAGGGUACAACUUCGCGACAAAUCAGAACCCAAAUUAUUAUGCCAUGAAUAAUAAUCAACCAGGUUUUGGUGCACCAGCUCGUGUACAGCAGGCUAAUUUUCAGAACCAACUUGGUAAUAAUCCUUCAGUGGGUGCAUCAAUGACUCUAGGGUUUUAUAAUGGUGUAGGACAACAAGCAGGGCAAACAUUCGUGCAGAGUAUGUUAGGGGGCUCGGCAUUAGGUGGUGGGAAUGAUGAGUCGUCAUCAUCCGCUUCUUCUUUGUUGAAACUUUUUCUAUUUUAGGGCCAGUACUUUCGGUAAUGAGGUUGCUAUAAUGUGUAAAGUUGAAUUGGGCUAAAGCAGGGCCAAAAAAUAUUUGAGAGUCUAUUUCUACUUUUUCUAGGUGUAAUUUAAUUUGAAGUCAUGAAUCCCUGGUUUUAAGAUUGAUGUAAGAAAAAAAUUGCAUAAGAAUUACUGUUAAA
This is a messenger RNA of Papaver somniferum (opium poppy), 1087 nucleotides long. RefSeq lists its product as uncharacterized. NCBI's taxonomy places the organism in Eukaryota, Viridiplantae, Streptophyta, Magnoliopsida, Ranunculales, Papaveraceae. The transcript is spliced from 2 exons. The record is from RefSeq and is a predicted model, not a curated record. The coding region runs from base 54 to 908 and encodes 284 amino acids.